Messenger RNA from Colius striatus (speckled mousebird), 4886 nucleotides. It is a transcript of the gene RPRD2, whose product is annotated as regulation of nuclear pre-mRNA domain containing 2. Gene Ontology annotation, molecular function: RNA polymerase II C-terminal domain binding. The coding region runs from base 204 to 4547 and encodes 1447 amino acids. Gene Ontology annotation, cellular component: RNA polymerase II, holoenzyme. The record is from RefSeq and is a predicted model, not a curated record. NCBI's taxonomy places the organism in Eukaryota, Metazoa, Chordata, Aves, Coliiformes, Coliidae. The transcript has 11 exons. Gene Ontology annotation, biological process: mRNA 3'-end processing.
AUCGUCCUCGGGGCGGUGCCGCCGCUUCUCCGCGGUGCGUUUUCCCGGCCCGGCGCAGCGGGCCGCCGCGUUCCCCGCCCCGCCGCCGCCGCCGGGCCUCGCCGCCCCCCGAGGCGCAGCCGCCCGGGCCCCGAGCCCAGCCGGGGAAGCGCCGCCAGCCGCCGCCUUCCGCGCGGCCCCGCUCGGCCGAGAAGGGCGGGAAGAUGGCGGCGGGCGGCGGAGGCGGCGGCCGGGCCUCCUCCUCCUCUUCGGCCGCCGCCUCCUCCUCGGCCGGCGCGCUCGAGGCCUCGCUCGACAGGAAGCUGCAGGCGGUGACCAACACGAUGGAGUCCAUCCAGGGCCUGUCCUCCUGGUGCCUGGAGAACAAGCGGCACCACAGCACCAUCGUCUACCACUGGAUGAAGUGGCUGCGCCGCUCUGCCUUUCCUCACCGCCUCAACCUUUUUUACUUGGCCAACGACGUGAUACAGAACUGCAAGAGGAAGAACGCCAUCGUGUUCCGCGACACCUUUGCAGAAGUGCUGCCUGAAGCCGCCUCCCUGGUGAAGGAUCCAUCUGUUUCCAAAUCUAUCGAAAGAAUCUUCAAAAUCUGGGAGGACAGGAAUGUUUACCCUGAGGAAACCAUUCUGGCACUCAAAGAAGCUCUGAGUACCACUUUCAAAACUCAGAAGCAGCUGAAAGAAACUCUGAACAAACAACCGAAUAAGCCGUGGAAGAAAUCUCAAACAUCCACGAACCCAAAAGCUGCUUUGAAGUCCAAGAUUGUUGCUGAAUUCAGACCACAGUCUCUCAUUGAUGAGCUGCUGUUGUACAAGCGCUCGGAAGACCAGAUAGAACUGAAGGAGAAGCAGCUUUCCACGAUGAGAGUGGAUGUGUGCAGCACAGAAACACUGAAGUGCUUGAAAGACAAAACAGGAGGAAAGAAGUUCUCCAAGGAGUUUGAAGAAGCAAGUUCAAAGCUGGAGGAGUUUGUCAAUGGCUUGGACAAGCAAGUGAAAAAUGGCCCCUCUCUGACUGAAGCCCUGGAGAACGCCGGGAUCUUCUAUGAGGCGCAGUAUAAGGAAGUCAAGGUGGUGGCAAAUGCCUAUAAAACCUUUGCUAACCGAGUGAGCAACCUCAAGAAGAAGCUGGACCAGUUGAAGGCAACACUUCCUGACCCAGAGGAGUCUCCUGUGCCCUCUCCAAGCAUGGAUGCCCCAUCCCCCACGGGCUCAGAGUCCCCUUUCCAGGGCAUGGGCGAGGAGGAGAGCGCCCGAUCUCCGGCCGGCGGGAACCGCAAGACGGUGUCUCCGGAAACGGUGACGGACAAUCGGGACGUGGAAGACAUGGAGCUGUCUGAUGUGGAGGAUGACAGCUCUAAGAUUAUUGUGGAAGAGAGGAAGGAGAAACAGGCUGCUCCAGCUUCAGCCCCUGCCAAGGCCGAGAGCGUGCCCAAAGCAGCUCCAGCGGCUGCAGCCACCACGGCCGCGGUGACGCCGGCGCCCGCCCCGACCCCUGCGACCCCCCCGGCCCCCAAGGCCGUGAGCGCUGCGCCCGUCGCUCCAGCACCAGCCCUGGCCUUGCCCAACCUGGCCAACGUGGACCUGGCAAAGAUCAGCUCCAUCCUCAGCAGUUUGACCUCUGUGAUGAAAAACACAGGUGUCAGUCCUGCCUCGAGACCUUCUCCAGGAACCCCGACCAGCCCCACGGCUCUGACCAGCGGCCUCAAGACUCCUGUGGUGGGGACUCCAGCUGCUCCCUCCAAUCCGUUAGCAAAUAUUCUCUCCAAAGUUGAAAUAACUCCUGAAAGCAUUUUGUCUGCUCUCUCCAAAACCCAGACUCAGACUGCACCAGCACUGCAAGGUUUGUCGUCCCUGCUGCAGAGUGUGGCUGGGAGCACGGCCCAGCCCAGCGAGGCUGCGUCGCAGAGCACUUCGGCGUCGCCGGCCACCACGAGCGGCGGCAAGGGCAGGAGCGUCCCCUCCAGCAGCCAGCCCUUCGCAGCCAAAGGCUUCGGUUAUUCCCCAAACUCAUCCACCGCUGAGGUCUCCUCAACCUCCGUCACCAAGGCGCCCGCUGGACACACCCCAGGGCUCUCGAGCUCCGGCUUUAAGCCGCCAACCAACUCCCUGGGCUUCUCCGGUUCCCACCCUCCCAGUCCUUCGUCCCUUUUGCCAACAGACACCUCACUGGCUCAGCCCUCCGACCCUCCCAAAGCCAAGCUGGAAUCCGAACCCCCUUCCCCCAGCCUGGAGAUGAAGAUACACAAUUUCUUGAAGGGCAACCCCGGUUUCAGCGGCCUCAACUUGAACAUCCCCAUCCUGAGCAGCCUGGGGUCCAGCGUGGCCACCGAGAGCCACGCUCCCGACUUCCAGCGGGCUCCCGCCGGCACUUCGCUGGACAACGUGGACGGGACGCCGGUGCGAGACGAGCGGAGCGGGACCCCCACCCAGGACGAGAUGAUGGACAAACCCACCUCCAGCAACGUCGACACCAUCUCCCUGCUCUCCAAAAUCAUGAGCCCCGGUUCCUCUACCCCCAGCAGCACCAGGUCACCUCUGCAGGGCCGGGAUGACAGCUAUUCCCAGGAGCUCCCCAACUCGGUGCAUGGCUACCGGCCCUUCGGCCUGGGCAGAGACUCGCCGGCCGCGCUGUACAAGCAGCCUGGGGACAGCAGGGACCUGCUCGACUCCUCCCAGGAGAAGUUCUACCCCGACACGUCUUUCCAAGAAGACGAAGAUUACCGUGACUUCGACUACUCCGGGCCGCCGCCCUCGGCCAUGCUCAACCUGGAGAAGAAACCAACCAAAUCCAUCUUGAAAUCCAGCAAACUGGCGGAAGCUGCCGAAUACCAACCGGUCCUGCCCAGCUACGGGCAGCGCUCGCAGGACUUCGGCGUCAAACCCUCCUUCCCUCAGCCCAUGAGAUCCAUCCUGGACCAGGGCGAGAGCUGCGACCCCGUGGCGGCGUCCCCGGGGCUGUACGGCGGCUACGGGCUGCGGGGGAAGGACUCCGCCUCGGAUGGUUCCCCUUCCCCCAGCAGCAAGAACGACGUGUUCUUCUCUCCGGACUCCAACCACAGCAGCAACUUGCCCAAAGCGGUGGCUCACUCGGGGCUGUCACAGAAGCAAUACCCGGACUCGCCCCACUCCCUCCCCCACCGCUCGCUCUUCUCGGCGCCCGGCGGCCUGUCCAGCCCGGCCGGCAGAGCCUCGGCGCCCGGCGCCGACAAAGCCUUGGCCGCUUCCAUCUCUGCCACGUCCACCAUCGAGUUCAAGAACAUGCUCAAGAACGCCUCCCGCAAGCCGGCCGAGGAGAAGCACUUCGGGCAAGUAACCAAAAGCGGCGGCGGCGGCUCGUCGGGCGAGGGGGGCGCGAGCUUGGCCGGAGCCAAGGCCGAGCCGCAGCCUCCCGAGGAGCACUACCGCAUCGAGACCAGGGUGUCCUCGUCCUGCCUGGACGUGCCCGACAGCACCGAGGAGAAAGGGGCUCCCAUCGAAACGCUGGGUUACCACAACGCCGCCAGCCGGGGCAUGUCGGGGGAGCCCAUCCAGACGGUGGAGUCCAUCCGCGUGCUGGGCAAGGGCAGCCGAGGGCACGGGCGCGAGGCCGGCCGCGCCUCGGGCUGGUUCGACAUGAGCGGCGGCGGCGGCGCCUUCGACAACGGCCCGUCGGGCUCGUCCGAGCUGCCCGGCAUGGGCGGCUUCCCGGCGCCCUACAAGGAGCACGUGCCGCCGCCCUUCCCCGACGGCGUCAACAGCUUCCGCACCAACAGCUUCGGCCCGGCCUUUGAGCACCGCCUGCCGCCGCCGCUCGAGCACGGCCCCCCCUUCCCGCGGGACCCCCCGGGGCCGCCCGCCGCCGGGCCCCCGCCGGCCCCCGCCAAGGACCACGGCGGCCUCUUCCCGAGGGACCACCCGGUCCCUCCCCGCAUGCCGUCGCUGGAUCACGCCAACCCCUUCUCCAAGGAGACCUCCGCCCCGCUCCCGCUGCCCCACGGCGUCCCCCCGCCCCCCUCCGUGGAGCACGCCGGCGUCCCGUUCCCCACGCCCCCGCCGCCCCCCGGCCCCGCCGACCACGCCGGCGUCGCCUUCCCCGCGCAGCCGCCGCCGGCCGGGGACCACGGCGCCGUGUCGUUCCCCGCGGCGCCCCCGGCGGCGCCGCCCGCCCUGGCGGUGGAGCACGGCGCGCUGCACCAAGGGACGAUGAAGGAGCAUUUCUCGGUGCACGCCGCCGCCCGGGACCCCGGCGCGCAGCCGCCCCCGCGCGACCACGGCGCGGCCGCCCCCCGCGCCCGCGAGGCCGUGCCGCUCACGCCCCCUCCCCUGGCCCGGGAGCAGCAGCAACUGGGAGCCGCCCGCGGCCUCGGGCCGCCCCCCGCGGCCCCCCGGGACGGGGGCGGCCGGGGCGGGGUGCUGCUGAGGACCCCCCGCCCUGACUUCAGGCCGCGAGAGCCCUUUGUGGGCAGAGACCCCUUCCAUAGCCUCAAGCGGCCCCGGCCGCCCUUUGCCCGGGGGGGGGCCCCGUUCUUCGCCCCCAAACGCCCCUUUUUCCCCCCCAGGUACUGACUCAGCCCGGGCCCCGCAGCAGCUUUCACUUGGUUUUUCCAUCAUUUCCCUUUCUUUUGUGUUUUAUUUCCCCUCUUUUCUUUCUUUCCCCCCCUCCAGCCCCCCAGAACCUUUCCCCUAAAUUAAAUGUUCUCUAUUUUUCUUUCUCUUUUCACCCCCUUUCCCUCCCCCAGCCCCCCCCCCACCCCCUUCCCACCCCCCCGGUUGUUUAUGUCCCAGUUGAUGCAAGACUUUAGACUUAAACAAAAGAGAAAAAGAAACAACCCCGCCACAAAAUGAUGUUUUAACGACGAGAAGAGUUGCUGUUGAAAUAAAAAGUUCCAGUAGUAGUCGAAACAA